Spea bombifrons (plains spadefoot toad) is the source of this 1438-nucleotide messenger RNA. RefSeq names its product egl nine homolog 1-like. NCBI's taxonomy places the organism in Eukaryota, Metazoa, Chordata, Amphibia, Anura, Pelobatidae. Gene Ontology annotation, molecular function: L-ascorbic acid binding; peptidyl-proline 4-dioxygenase activity; ferrous iron binding. The record is from RefSeq and is a predicted model, not a curated record. The transcript has 5 exons. Bases 240 to 1418 code for a protein of 392 amino acids. Gene Ontology annotation, biological process: peptidyl-proline hydroxylation to 4-hydroxy-L-proline; cellular response to hypoxia. Gene Ontology annotation, cellular component: cytoplasm; nucleus.
CGAAGAGUGGGAAAGCUAGCGCUAGCUGGCGUUCGGUAAUCAAUCUGUUGUGAAUAUGCGUCUUAGUUAUCUUUUGGUAGCGCUAAUCCAGCUGUGAUGUGGCUGAUGCGCGCCGCCUGGGUGUUUGACAGGUGAAAAGUAUUGCCUCACGUGGUUAAGGGUCGGGGACCCUGUGCGGAGUGACGCAGUAUUCUAGUCAACAGGUCGAGCCCGACUAUCUCGGGCACGCAGUGGUUAUUAUGGCUGGUGGUGGAGGAUGUGGGGGCAGCAGUCCGUGUGAUCGUGACCGGCAGUACUGCGAGUUGUGCGGGAAGAUGGAGAACCUGCUGCUGUGCGGCCGCUGCCGGAGCUCCUUCUACUGCAGCAAAGAGCAUCAGCGGCAGGACUGGAAGAAGCACAAACUGGUCUGCAAGGGGAGCCCGGCAACUACCCCGGGGGCAAACACCGGCACUGCCCUGCAAAAGGACCCCAAAAAGGAACCGCCGCAGCAGCCUCCUCCUGCGCCCUCAACCCCGGCACAAGAUGCCCCAGACGCCGCGGAGGCUAAAAGUGCGGGGGGUGGCUGGCAGAGGGAGCUGGUGGUCGGAGGGGCCACGCUGAGGGCCAUCAAGGAAGAGGAUUACACCCAGACCUCCGGGGAGGCAGGGGGGAGCAGCACGGCGAGGAGGAGAGAGGGAGUCGGGCGGCCGAAUGGCCAGACGAAGCCGCUGCUGCAGAAGCUGGCGCAGGAGUACAUCGCUCCGUGCAUGAGCAAGCAUGGCAUCUGUGUGCUGGACGACUUCCUGGGCCAGGAGCUGGGGGAGAGGAUCGUGUCCGAGGUGAAAGCCCUGCACAAGACCGGCCGCUUUACAGACGGGCAGCUCGUUAACCAGAAGAGCGACUCGACCCGGGACAUCCGCGGCGAUCAGAUCACCUGGGUGGAGGGGAAGGAGGCCGGCUGCAGCGCGAUAAGGGAGCUCAUGAGCAGCAUGGACGAUCUCAUCCGGCACUGCAAUGGCAAGCUGGACAGCUUCAGGAUCAACGGCAGGACGAAGGGGAUGGUAGCGUGUUACCCAGGAAAAGGAACAGGAUAUGUGAGACAUGUUGAUAAUCCCAAUGGAGAUGGAAGAUGUGUCACUUGCAUAUACUAUCUUAAUAAAGACUGGGAUGUGAAGACCAAUGGAGGUGUGCUUCGAAUAUUUCCAGAAGGUAAAGCCCAGUAUGCAGACAUUGAACCGAAAUUUGAUAGACUGCUGUUUUUCUGGUCGGACCGUCGCAAUCCUCAUGAAGUUCAGCCAGCCUUUGCUACAAGGUACGCAAUAACAGUGUGGUAUUUUGAUGCUGAAGAAAGAGCCAGAGCAAAAGAAAAAUAUUUAGACACAGGAGAAAAAGGAGUGCGAAUUGAACUUAAUAAGUCAUCUGAUUCGGGUGUGAAAUAAGUCUCUUUGAAGCUUCUAUU